GCGGACCCUACAGUGAAGGACUUGAUAGGUGGCUUCACAGCGUUACAUUAUGCCGCCAUGCAUGGAAGGGCACGAAUUGCACGCCUCAUGUUGGAGUCUGAGUACCGCAGUGAUAUCAUCAAUGCAAAGAGCAAUGAUGGGUGGACACCCCUGCAUGUGGCUGCCCACUAUGGCAGGGACUCUUUUGUCAGGCUGCUUUUGGAGUUCAAAGCUGAGGUGGACCCAUUGAGUGACAAGGGCACAACUCCUCUGCAACUUGCUAUUAUCCGAGAACGAUCCAGCUGUGUAAAGAUCCUCUUGGACCACAACGCCAACAUUGAUAUUCAAAACGGGUUCCUGCUUCGCUAUGCUGUGAUAAAAAGCAACCAUUCAUACUGCCGCAUGUUUCUGCAAAGGGGUGCUGAUACAAACUUAGGGAGGCUGGAAGAUGGGCAAACUCCACUUCACCUCUCUGCCCUGCGGGAUGAUGUUCUCUGCGCUCGCAUGUUGUACAAUUACGGGGCAGACACGAACACUAGAAACUAUGAAGGUCAGACACCACUGGCCGUAUCAUUAAGCAUUUCUGGAGCUAGCAGGCCUUGCUUGGACUUCCUACAGGAUGUAAGAAGUAAGUAACAAUGGCUUUUCUUCUUUUUGUGCCAUAGUGUAACAAACAGGCCCAUCAUUUUAUUUAUUUUCCUUUUUUAAUUUACAUUACAUUUGGGAAAAGGGAUAUUUUCAGACAUUUUGUAGUUCAGAAUAUUAACCUUGACUGGCUAUUCUGCUGCUCUUUUGCACCAGCAAGCUGUCGGCUCAUGUGCAGCAGUGCCUUUUUGCAGUUGUUCUGUAAUCCUUAGUAUUUAAGGCAGUUUACAUGUGCCACAUAAGAUGCUUUCUCCUACUUUCCAGACAUCAAAAAAAAAAAGCGCACUAAACACACACUUCAUGAAGAAAAUUAAUCAACUGAUAGAUUUAUUACAUGUCAUACAGUAGGUGUUUGCACACCCUACGAUAAACCUUUGACUGCAAGAUCUGUAAUUUGUCUCAUGUUUCUGUAUGGCUGAUCAGAAAGAAGUCUUGUAGAAGUUUUUUUUUUUUGUGUUGGUUUUUGUCCACAAAUGGCUGUUAUAGUACUCAAUUAGCUGUAUAUAAUUCAUGCUUUUGUGAUCUUUGUUUCCAAAGAUGCUUCACUGUUUAUCUUGCUUAUCAUUAUAGGGAUUGUAGUUUGGAACUGCAGGAGGAAUAAUAAUUGCCUAUAAACAUUAGGCAUCUAUUUUCACCCUUGCAACUUUUUGCAAGCUUUGCAAUUCUACUCUGGCCACCAGAGGUCAUCCCACACAAUGUUUGAGUUCGUAAUAGUCCUUCCCCAACCUGCCUGUUUUCACUGAUAUAAUGUCCGUGUAGCCUUUCUUUGUACUUUGGAUGUGUUUUAUAAUGAAUUUAAGUAGAUGGUUUACCAGUCUGAUUUUUGGUUGUGUUUUCUUUUUGUGUUGCUACAGUUUUGGAACUGUUACCAUCAAUAUGUUCUAUCUGUAGGUAUUUACCUAAUUUAACAGGCGAAGCAAAAACAUAGAAUUGCUCUGUGUGUCAUGUUUCUCCCUUUUUAAAGGACCACUAAAGUCAUUGAGGCCACUUCAUUUCUAUGUCAUUUUGCACUACUCCCUUGCGCGCCCCGCUGUGACGUCAAGCGAGGGAGCAAAGCAAGAAGAGCUUGAAUAAUACACAAGCAACACUGGACCCCAGGG
Molecule: messenger RNA, 1724 nt
Organism: Pelobates cultripes (western spadefoot toad)
Lineage: Eukaryota; Metazoa; Chordata; Amphibia; Anura; Pelobatidae
Source: the annotation of a GenBank genome assembly